CGGGACCCGCGCAGGUGGCAUUAUUGACACCUGGAGGACUUUACGCUCCAGAAUUCAAUUGGUUGCGUCGUGCCUCCAACUUCUCCACACCGUCCGUCCCCCUUCACCACAUACCACCAUCGACCUAUGGACUUCCUGGCGUGCCACGAAGAGGUUGCGUGUGCCUCUUCACCUUGUGCCAGCUCGGGCGCGUCCUUCGAGUUCACCACGGUCGCGGCGGACGACACCGCCGACAUCCUCGAUACCCUCUACCGCCGCGAAAGCGGCAGCAGGUCUCGCCCCGCGGCCGACUACCUCGUGCGCACCCAGCUCCAUGGCAUGACAUCGUCGUGGCGCGCGCAAGUCGUGGACUGGAUGAUGUCUGUCGCGCACACGGUCGAGUUCGAAGUGACCACGGUGGCGCUGGCCAUUCAUUACCUCGACAUGUACCUGUCGGUGGUGUCCGUGCGCCAGACGGACCUCGAGCUCAUCGCGCUCGUGUGCCUCAUGACAGCGUCCAAGUUCAACGACACGGACGGCCUGACUGUGGCCGAGGUGUCCCAUAUGAUCGACGACAAGUACUCGGCGGCGUCGGUGCUAGCGGUGGAGCGGUCGCUUCUCCUAAAGCUGCAGUGGAGGCUGCAUGCCGCGCUGCCCCACCACUUCAUUGAGUGCUUUGUGGCCCAACUCCCGCAGCCCGAUGUGGCGGCGGACGUCAUGAGUCGCUGCGCUACGAUGUUGGCGGCGGUAGUCCGCGACAUCACGAGCUUGGACUUUGCACCGUCCGAGAUUGCGUACACCGUGCUUACCCUCGCCAUGCACGAACUGCAUGUGGGUGCGUCGUUGCCGACAUAUCAAGGCGACUCUCCCCGAUUGGUCGAGUGCGAAGAGGUUGUCGAAGCGAUCGUCGGGCCGUCACUAAAGGGAGGGAACGAUGGUACAGUCAGCAAGCGCAGCAAACGUGCGUCCAGUCCGUCUAACGUUGAAGACUUCAUCGACGACAACGUCGACGCACCCCCUCGACAACGCCAGCGGCUAGGGUCCGUAUAACUUAACAUACACACACUUAUUAUUACGACAAUCACACACGAAGAAACCAAGUUGGUUGCCCUUGCGCUGAACCGUGUUCAUGCUGCUAGUUUGCACUUCAAAGUCCACUUUCAAAUAUAACUUAUU
Molecule: messenger RNA, 1155 nt
Organism: Aphanomyces astaci
Lineage: Eukaryota; Oomycota; Saprolegniomycetes; Saprolegniales; Verrucalvaceae
Exons: 1
Coding region: 127-1029 (300 amino acids)
Biological process (GO): regulation of cyclin-dependent protein serine/threonine kinase activity; mitotic cell cycle phase transition
Cellular component (GO): nucleus; cyclin-dependent protein kinase holoenzyme complex; cytoplasm
Molecular function (GO): cyclin-dependent protein serine/threonine kinase regulator activity
Source: RefSeq, a predicted model, not a curated record